Molecule: messenger RNA, 2173 nt
Organism: Pocillopora damicornis (cauliflower coral)
Lineage: Eukaryota; Metazoa; Cnidaria; Anthozoa; Scleractinia; Pocilloporidae
Product: stAR-related lipid transfer protein 3
Cellular component (GO): lysosomal membrane; late endosome membrane; endoplasmic reticulum-endosome membrane contact site
Molecular function (GO): lipid binding
Source: RefSeq, a predicted model, not a curated record
AUCGAACCAUGUGGUUCAUGUCGAUAGUCUUUUAUGAUGAUGAGCUCUUUGGUUAGUCAAGAUUAUGAUGCAGAAUCAGGAAGCCAUCAUUCCGCCCCCGGUACUAGUUAUCCCUCAUCAGGUUUGCCUACUUCAGCAACGCAUCGCAGAUUUUCCCCAGCUCGCCGGCUUUUUUGUCUUCUUGCACUCUUCGAUUUCUUGGCCACUUUGUUUAUUUGGAUUUUGUACGCGCAUGGUUUAUGUGGUGAGUUUAAGGAAGUUAUCAAAUCUGAUGUUCAGAAGUACAGUUUUAAAAAAUCUUUGUGUGAUUUAGUGAUGUUGGCAUUGUGGCGGAUGACUGUUCUUCUUCUUGCUUAUGCCCUAUAUGUUAGCCGAAAGUGGUAUGCUGUAGGGUUGACAACUGGCAGCUCAACUGUUUUUCUUCUAGUCAAAGCCAUAUUAAUGAAAUUCACGUCUCCAAAAGAUGGAACCAGCGGAUAUUUGUACUAUGUCCUAGUCUUGUCGUCGCUUAUUUUAUCGUGGGUAGAAGUUUGGGUUUUUGAUUUUAAGGUUAUCCCUGCUGAGACCAAAGAGGAGCAGCGCCAGUUUCGAGAAGAGAGGAGGUCAUUGUUACGAAAUGAAAACCGCAGGCACCUGACUCCUUAUUCGACAAUUUCGGACAAUGCUUUUUACACACCAGAAGCGUCUGAUGAAGAAAGUGAAAAUGAUAGGGAAGAGGCUGGUAAUUUGACCUUGUCUCAAGAGGAUCGAGAAUUUAUUCAGAGAGGGAAAGAUACGAUGGAGAUAACCUGGGAAAGAAUGCGUCUUAAUGAUGGUUGGAAAACGGAAAAAGCUAAGGAUGGAGUUGUUGUAGAAAGUAGAGUGAUUCCGCUACCCGCAGGUGGAAAGAAAAUAUACAGAUUAACGGGCUCUUUAGACGCCAAAGCAGAUGAGGUUUUUAAUCUGGUUAUUAAGCAUCCUGAGGAUGCACACAAAUGGGGAGGAGACAUAACAGCUUCCUUUGUCAUACGUCAAAUUGAUGAAAAUACGGAUAUUGUUUAUAAUUCCACUAGUGAAGCCGGCGGUGGAAUGGUGUCUAGUCGGGAUUUUGUGAAUUUGCGUCGAUGGGAAAAGCGAGGAGAUGUGUUUGUUUCGUGCAACGUAUCAGUUGAAUGUGAUGAGAUGCCACCCAAAAAGGAGCAUGUCAGAGCCGCAAAUGGUCCAGGUGGCUGGGCUAUACGGGAGGCUGAAGGGAAUCCCAGCGGUACUGAAUAUGUUUGGCUGUUCGACGUGGACCUGAAGGGAUGGUUACCGCAGUCAGUAAUUGACGCUGCCAUGUCCUUCAUGUUGUUCCAGACAGGACAAGGAUUAAAGGCUUACAUCCAGGAACAACUCGGCUGAUUGAAGAGGCUAGGCGAGAAAUGAAGGGACACGGCCGCGUGAAAAGAGACCUGGAACCGAAAAAAAACUCUCUGCAAAAUGUCAUAUCAGGAGUGGUACAAUUUUUACAACAAAGCUUAGCGUGGAGACAUAAUUAAUUUGAUACUGUUGGGAUGUAAAACACAGCGUCUGGUCACAGUGAGGCCAAGUCAUUUUCAACCUUCAGCCUAAAUUUUUUAUUUAUGUCUUUUGCAAUCCGCAUCAUUUUUCCUUCGUCUUAAAUGAUCGUAAUUCGUUUUUAAAGUUUUCUCCACUCUCUUGGUAACGGUUAUCUUAAAUUACAUUUUAAUUACAUGAGUCUUCCACAAGGCGAAAAUGGUUGCCGGAUCUCCUGUAAGGAAACGAAGGGUUUUUUUUUAAGGUUUGACUAGUGGAUUUGGUCUUUUAGUUUUCCUCACCCAUGGCGUUCAGGAUGAAAUACCAAAGGAAAUGCUUUUAUUUUUAUAUUUUUGCCCCCGCGACUACUGUUCAUCAGUUUUGAAGUGAUGAGUGUUUUAUUGGUAGAUGGCAACAGACUACGUGAUCGUGCUGUUGGCUUAAUACUUUAAAUUUCAAGUGGUUCGAGUUUUUUUAAGCCGGUGAUUUUUAAAAGGAGUGAUUUAGAUUUAGUGUAGAUGUAGAUUUAGUUUCUUUUGGGGAGGGAAGCGCCCAUUUGUUUCCAAUACCCACGAAAGUAAAACUGUUAAAGUAGAGAAUAAUAUAUGGGAGCGCGUAGAUAUGGAAUUUCUCUUCGAGUGUUCAACAUGAUAGCUAA